Molecule: messenger RNA, 2823 nt
Organism: Necator americanus (New World hookworm)
Lineage: Eukaryota; Metazoa; Nematoda; Chromadorea; Rhabditida; Ancylostomatidae
Exons: 26
Coding region: 1-2823 (940 amino acids)
Biological process (GO): vesicle-mediated transport; autophagy; endosomal vesicle fusion
Cellular component (GO): cytoplasm; membrane
Source: RefSeq, a predicted model, not a curated record
AUGUACGAGGCGUACUCGCCAAAUGAGGUUGCCAUGAAGCUGCCUUUGGAAGUCACAUCACUAACUUGUCAAGGUUCCACAGGAAAUGUUUUUGCGGGUAGCAAAGUUGGUCAACUCUUCGUAUAUAGCCCCAGACGUGCCAAUCGUCGUGGUUUUGACCUGGAUAACCUGUGUAAACAAUUCGAAAGGAAAGCUGUAUUGGAUCUUACAGUUUGUGAGGAGCAAGAUGUGUUGUUUUGUGUAUCCGACGGCCAAAUGGCGGCGCAUUCUUUGAAAGAUCGACACUAUCCUGUUAUUUCAAUACUUCACAAAAUAAAACCAGUCCAUUGUUUUACAGUUUGGUAUCGCAAGGACAGAGAUAUGGUGCAUAUAUUUAUUUCAAUGAAGAAAAGGCUUUACUUGUUCAAAUGGUAUGAUAAUGACUUCCAUGAAAUUCGUUUUGAUUAUAACCAGUCGUUUACCGACAAACCCAACACAUUGAGAGUUGUAAAUGAUACGUUGCUAAUGAGUUGUGGCAGAGAAUAUUUGCUGGUGAAUCUUAAGGACAAUAGCAACAAUGAUGAAGAGUACUGGGUAGCUGAGUGUCGUCGCCUUUUUGACUUCAACGACAAUCCUCUAAUUGUGGAAAUGCGGGAUCGCGAACUUGUUGGAUUUGUUCGUAGUGAUACGUUAGUCUUGACCGAUGUUGAAGGACACAAAACCACCUUGCCUGAUGUACGAUUCAGCGAUGUGUUGUCUGAUAUUGUGUAUGAUUCGCCAUACGUAGUGGCGUUGCUUCCUAAAGGGCGAGUUGAAGUACGUUCUCUGAAUCCGUCUUACCUUAUCCAGAGCAUGGCGCUUAGUAAAGCAAUAUUGUUGUGUGGAGGAAAUCCAGGCUAUGUCUACGUUAGUAGCCCCUCUGAUGUAUGGAUGUUAGAUGCCCAUGCAAAUAUCAGAAAGAAUGUCUCUCUCUUAAUUGCUGACAAGCAGUUUGACCUGGCCAUUCAGAUUGUGGAAAUGUCGAAUUUCUUCACUGAAGAGAAUAAGAUUGAAAUUAAACGACAGGCAGCUUUCAACUUGUUCCACAGGAAGAAAUUCGAAGAGUCGUUCCAGUUGUAUGCAGACAUAAAAACUGAUGUCAUCACGAUCAUCCAAAUGUUUCCCGAGUUCUUGCCGGAGAAAUUACAAAAGGAUGCUGCAGCCUUUGACCUACCGGCAAAUGACAAGAAACGUGCACUUCUAGCACUGGGAAACUAUCUUUCUGCUGUGCGUGCAGAUCUCUCCAAACAGCUGGAUCAAUAUAAUCGAGAAAGAUUUCAAAGUCAGUCAAGCUUGAGUCCAGAACACCUAAAAAGUCUUCAUAUUUCGCUACAAGUCGUUGAUACAGCACUACUGAAGUGCUAUUUGCAGACAAGACCAUCACUUGUGGAUUCAUUGCUCCGAUUGCACAACAAUUCAUGCUUUUUUGAGGAUGCAGAAUCAAUACUCAAGUCGGAAAAUAGACUUCCGUCUUUGUUUAUACUGUAUGAAUCAAGGAAGAAGCAUGAAAUGGCUCUUGAACUGCUCCGAAGUCAGUCCCAAGAUCCUGAUUCGGAUCCUUUUUUUCAUGGUCUCGAGAAAAUCGUCGCUUACCUCCAAACCUUGGGUAAUACUCAUCUAGAACUCAUUUUCAAGUACACUCGUUGGGUGUUGGAUAAAGACGUCACGGCUGGCCUAGAAGUAUUCAUCGGAGAAGAAUCCGAUCUGGCUCGGAACCUUGAUCGACAAGCAGUGCUCACCUUUCUCCGGUCACAUUGUGUUGCCUCCGUGAUCCCAUUUCUGGAGCACAUAAUCUACAAAUGGGAUGAGACGCGCCCACAAUUCCAUGAAGCACUUGCGGAACAUUACAUAAUUGAGGUGAAACUGCUUUAUAAAGACUACGUUCAGGCUUUUCCCGACGAUGAAAACAUCAUACGGGCCGGAGAUGAGGACGGUGAGCUGGGAAGAAUGAGGCGACGACUGUUGAAGUUCUUGCAGUUUUCGCUUUAUUACAGUCCGCAGGCUGUGAUUUUACAGCUUAGUGGUUGCGCUUUUUAUGAAGAAAGAGCUCUGGUUCUUGGACGAUUGAAGCAUCACGAGAAGGCUCUCGCCAUCUACACCUCCAUUUUAAAUGAUUUCGAUGCGGCUGAAGAGUACUGUCGUAUUUACUAUGACCAAAACGAUGAGGAUAACUCGCAGGUUUAUCUACUUCUUUUUCGCGCUUUUGUUUCCCCUUCGGAUCCGAUGAUAGCGGGACUUCUCGAAAAAGAUCUUCCCACUCCAGAACCAGACAUUCACAGUGCUAUUCGAGUGUUGAGCAGACAUGCAGACAAGAUAGAUACGGUGUCUGCGCUCACACUUAUUCCGGAUGACACUCCUCUUCGAACAUUGUCAAAAGCUCUGCACGCUGUUCUCCAGGCCACACACGAUGACGCCAACGCUUUCGCUCUACGUCGAUCCGUCUGCCUCUGUGGUGUUGAAUCUCACGAAGAACGACUGCGUCACGUGCUUAGUCAGCGCAUCGUGAUUGGAAAUUCAAGCGAGUGCUCAAAAUGUGGCAAAAAGAUCGGCAACAGCGCAUUUGUCCGAAAUGGAACAACGUCACGCGGCGUUGCUUCUGAAUUUUAUCGGCAUUCACAGAACCAGUCAGUACAUUUUUGUGACAGGAUCAAGUGUCGAAACCGAAUUAAACAAUGCUUUCCCUCCCAGAAUAAGAGGGGAUACGAGGAAGCGGGUGUGAGAGUGGGAAGAAGGACGCUCAAAGAAGUUGAUGUUUGGUUAGGGCAUCGCCAUGUGAGGACACACUUUGCCCCGAACCGAGGCUAA